AUGACCAGACUCACCACCAAGGCCUUCUCGGCCCUCAAGACCACCAUAGUCCCAAAUUCAGCCUCCCGCCUUUCCCCCAGACUCACCACUGCACUCUUCCAACACCAAGCCCGAGCCAUCAACCAAACCAUUAUCACCCCUCUCAGCCACACCCGCUCCCUCCACCAAACCCCCUCCCGUCCUCUCCCUGCCUCCGAGCCCUUCAAGCUCGACCGCACCAAACGCCUCCCCGAGUUCUUCUCCCUCCAAGACAAAGUCAUCCUCAUCUCCGGCGGCGGGCGGGGCGUCGGCCUCACUCAAGCCGAGGCCGUCCUCGAAGCCGGCGCGCGUGUGCACGUCGUCGACAUUCUGCCCGACCCUUCCACCGAUCCCGACUCUCCCUUUUCCGCCGUUGCCAAGCGCGCCACCGAGGAAUUGGGGUCCAGCAUCACUUAUCACCGUGUUGACGUGCGUAAUCAGCAGGCGCUGAAUGAAGUUGUGCAGGGGAUUGCCAAGAAGGAGGGCAGGAUGGAUGGGUUGAUUGCUGCGGCGGGGAUCCAGCAGGAGACGAGCGCGCUGGAGUAUAGCAGGGAGGAUGCGGACAAGAUGAUGAGCGUGAAUGUCACGGGGGUGUUUAUGACGGCGCAGGCGGUGGCGAGGGUCAUGGUGGAAAAUGGGUGGCCGGGGAGUAUGGUGCUGAUUGGGAGCAUGAGUGGGACGGUGGCUAAUCGGGGGUUGAUUUGCCCCGCAUACAACGCCUCCAAAGCCGCCGUUCUCCAGCUUGGCCGCAACCUCGCCUCCGAAUGGGGCGAGCAUGGCAUCCGCGUCAACACGCUUUCGCCGGGCUACAUCGUGACCGCCAUGACGGCCGGCCUCUUUGAAGCUUUCCCUGAGCGCAGGACCGCUUGGCCCGAUGCCAAUAUGCUCAAAAGGCUGAGUUACCCGGAAGAGUACCGCGGCGCGGCGAUCUUCUUGCUCAGUGAUGCGAGCAGCUUCAUGACGGGCGCGGAUCUGAGGAUUGAUGGUGGGCAUUGUGCUUGGUAAGAGGGAAUGUGGGAUUGAUCUGUGAUGAAAUGAUGGGCAUGUGAAGAGAAGUCGGAGUGAGGCUCGCCUAGCACGGGGAACAUGCAGGGGCAGAGGGAGUAUAUGAGACCAUUCUUCGCUUAAACAGUGCGCGACGAGAUUAUGCAAGACAUUGAUAUCUAGUCAAUUCAAGUACCUCCAUUUAAUGUUCGACACUUGAACCAGUACUUUGUACGAGGCUUUCCAACCAGCUAAGGAACAUGCAAACGUGAACCCCCUCACACCAUGAACAUCACUCACCCAGUACACCACCCUGACCCUCAUCCUUAUCCUCACCUUUCACUCCCUUCUCCUUCUCCCUUUCUGCCCUCCUCCUCUCCACCCACUCCCCCAACUCCCUCCAAAUCCUCUCCUUCUCCGCCCUCCCAACCGUGGCCGCCAACCCACUAGUACUCGUAGCCACAAAUACCCUCGCCCCCUUCCACCCACCAGCUGUUGUCGUGUUUGUCUCCUCCUCAUCAUCACCACUAUCAACACCCACACCCAUGUUCUCACUCUCAUCCUGCCACCCAUACUUCCAAUCUUUUGGCAGCAGCCCCACCGCUUUCCCAUGCCUCUGCCUCUGCCUCUGCCUAACCCGAUAAACACUCUCCCAAAUCCCCUUUCCCACCACACACACCGCUUCGGGCUUCCACACCCUCACUUUUUGUUCCAACACUGCCACCCCCUCGUCCAUCUCCCCCUUUGUCAAUUCCCCGCCAUUCCGCGUCGGUCUCCCCACAAUGUUGGUUAACCCCAGCGAAAACCGCUCCGGCAGGGAGCGGUCUUCAAAAGGUGCACAUAACACGGGGGUGAUCCCGGACGAAAACAAGAGACGCCAGAAAAGAUUGGUCGGGUGCGCGUAGGCGUGUUGUUGGAUGGCGGUGGAGAUGCCGGGGUUGAGACCGAUAAAUAGAACAAGAAGAUUGGGAGAGAGGGCGUCGGGGAGGGUUUGGGGGAUGUUGUCGUAGGUCUUUUUGGGGAGGGGUUUGGGGCGUUUGGAAGUGGGAGUAGAAAAGCCGGAGUUGGAUGGGGUUGGGGAGGUUGAAGAAGUCGAGGUGUUGGUUAUUAGUUUUCGUUUGGAUGAUCGGGCUUUGGUUGUUGUUGUUGUUGUUGUUGUUGUCAAGGUGGUGGUAACGGUGGUUUGGGUUUGAGUGGCUUUGCGUGAUGGAGAUGCCGAAGAGGAGGAUGUAUCUGUGUUUACGGGUGUCGCUUUGGUUGUCGAGGACAGACGGGCGCUUCUGCGAAUUCCGCCUGGUGAUGGCGAUGCUGAUGCUGAGCCAUUGCCGUCGAACUUGAAGUCUUCGAGUUUGAGACGACCGGCAAAAGUUGGUGGCGGGGGUGUACGUUGGUCAUCAGGCACAAGAGCUUCG
This is a messenger RNA of Neurospora tetrasperma FGSC 2508, 2414 nucleotides long. RefSeq lists its product as uncharacterized. The transcript has 2 exons. NCBI's taxonomy places the organism in Eukaryota, Fungi, Ascomycota, Sordariomycetes, Sordariales, Sordariaceae. The coding region runs from base 1 to 1023 and encodes 340 amino acids. The record is from RefSeq and is a predicted model, not a curated record. Gene Ontology annotation, molecular function: oxidoreductase activity, acting on NAD(P)H, oxygen as acceptor. Gene Ontology annotation, cellular component: intracellular anatomical structure.